Molecule: messenger RNA, 6195 nt
Organism: Bufo gargarizans (Asiatic toad)
Lineage: Eukaryota; Metazoa; Chordata; Amphibia; Anura; Bufonidae
Gene: RB1CC1
Product: RB1 inducible coiled-coil 1
Exons: 24
Coding region: 375-5078 (1567 amino acids)
Biological process (GO): piecemeal microautophagy of the nucleus; autophagy of mitochondrion; glycophagy
Cellular component (GO): phagophore assembly site membrane; extrinsic component of membrane; Atg1/ULK1 kinase complex
Molecular function (GO): protein kinase binding; molecular adaptor activity
Source: RefSeq, a predicted model, not a curated record
CUAGAGCGGCCACCGGAAAAAAGCAGCCUGAGCGAUGCUGAGUCGUCAACAACAACAAUAACAAGGAGAUCUUCCUGAGUGGCGGCCGCACUGUGCCCGGCUUUGGGGACUCUUCGAGGAAGAGAUUCUGGGGACCGGGGGACUACUGUAUGACGUCACUCGCACACAGUGAACUGUAAUGAUGGGGAGGAAUAGCGGUGACUGCACCAUUACGGCUUGUGGCAGUGCCAAGCACACCUAGAACUGACAAAGGAUUCGGAAGUCAUUCUGAAGAACUCCCUAAUCUUAAAAGGCAUAGCCAUAGCCACAGGAUAGGUGUUUCUAAAUGAGCACAACAAGGUGUGAAGAAGGGAGAGGAACCUAGAGCAGUCAUCAUGAAGCUGUAUGUGUUUCUGGUCAACACGGGAAUCACCCUUACUUUUGACACCGAGCUUGCAGUUCAAACGGUGACUGACCUUAAACAUGCUAUUCAGUCUAAGUACAAGAUCUCUGUUCAGCACCAGAUACUUGUCGUAAAUGGGGGAGAAUGUAUGGCACCUGACAGAAGGGUGUGCAGCUACAGCGCUGGUACUGACACCAAUCCAAUAUUCCUCUUCAAUAAAGAGAUGAUAUUAUGUGAACGGCCUCCGGUCAUUCCGAGGACAACAUUUUCUGCCGAGAAUGAAAUGGAAUUAAAAGUUGAGGAGUCCCUUAUGAUGCCUGCUGUGUUUCACACUGUCGCCUCUAGGACACAGCUCGCGGUGGAAAUGUAUGAGGUAGCCAAGAAGCUUUGUUCCUUUUGUGAAGGUCUGGUACAUGACGAGCAUCUGCAGCAUCAGGGCUGGGCUGCUAUUAUGGCCAACCUAGAAGAUUGUACGCAUUCAUACCAAAAGCUGCUUUUCAAGUUUGAAAAUGCCUACUCAAAAUAUAUACAGUCUGUAGAUGAUAUAAAGAUGAAGUUAACCAGUUUAGGAACCGCUGUUUCUGUCAUGGCCAAGAUCCCGCUGCUAGAGUGUCUAACUCGACAUAGCUAUAGGAUGUGUUUAGAUAGGUUGAUGUCUUCUACGGAUGGAGAAGGUGAUGAAAUGGAAGCUGAGAAGACAACUGACUUGGUGCAAUAUGAUGAAACAAAACGGAGAAAUACGGCUUUAUUAGCAUCUCUGUCUACAUCCGGAGAACAUGUGUCGCAGGAUGUACAUGACAAUCGUACAGAGCAAGAGAACCCAGAGUUUGUGGACCCUAUGGAGGAGCACAUGGCUGAGGAAAGCCCACUCUUCAAUGUUUCACUGCUGGACUGGAUAAAUGUACAGGAUCGGCCCAAUGAUGUCGAGUCGUUGGUCAGGAAAUGUUUUGACUCUAUGAGCAGACUGGAUCCACGAAUAAUUCAAUCAUUCAUGGCUGAGUGCAGACAAAAUGUUGCCAAAUUGGAUAAUCAGAAUAUGAAAGCCAUCAAGGGGCUUGAAGAUAGACUUUAUGCACUGGAUCAAAUGAUUGCUAGCUGCAGUAGGUUGGUUAAUGAACAAAAAGAACUUGCUCAGGGAUUUUUAGCCAAUCAGAAGCGGGCUGAAAACUUGAAGGACCCCUCUGUGUUACCUGAUCUGUGUUUGAGCCAUGCAAAUCAACUAAUGAUCAUGUUAACAAACCACAGAAAGCUGUUGGAUAUCAAACAGAAAUGUACCACUGCCAAACAGGAGCUUGCCAAUAAUUUACAAGUUCGAUUAAAGUGGUGCUGCUUCGUAAUGCUGCAUGCUGAUCAAGAUGGGGAAAAACUCCAGGCUUUAUUCAGACUUUUAACAGAGUUACUUGAAAGGAUCAAAAUAGUGGAGGCACUUAGCACAGUUCCUCAAAUGUAUUGCUUAGCAGUAGUUGAAGUUGUAAGAAGAAAGAUGUUCACAAAACACUACAGAGAGUGGGCAAAUGCCUUGGUAAAAGAUGGAAAAUCUCUUUAUGAAAAUGAGAAGGCAAAAAGGGAAACUUUUGGGAAAAUAUUUAGGAAAUCCUAUUUACGAAAUCGUCUCUUUAGAGGACUUGACUCUUGGCCUUCAUCUUUCUGUACACGAAAGCCACGAAGGUUCGAUAGUGAGCUUCCUGAUAUCUCUUUAAACGACCUGCAGUUCUUACAGACGCUCUGUCCUCCAGAAGUCCAACUUUUCCUCAGGGUGCCCUUACUUUGUGAUUUUGAGCCUCUUCACCAGCAUGUACGUGCUCUUCAUAACCUGGUAAAAGCUGCACAAAGUUUGGAUGAAAUGUCACAGACCAUUACAGAUCUUCUGAAUGAACAAAAGGCUUCUAAUGGCCAGCUUUCCCCCCAGUCUACAACGACACCAAGGAUUGAAAAUGCAACCGAAACUACAGCUACUACCUCAUCCAAGUCUCCUCCAUCACUCAGUCUUCAGGGUCCCAUUUGUCCUUCUGUUGCCAUUCCAGGACCUUUAGAAGAACUGUCUCCAGACAGCAUUGACGCUCAUACAUUUGACUUUGAAACAAUUCCCCAUCCAAAUAUUGAACAGGCUAUUAAACAGGGUUCUUUGGAUUUGGACUCAUUAGCAGAUAGUCCAGAAUCAGAUUUUAUGUCUGCCGUGAAUGAGUUUGUUAUAGAGGAGAAUCUGGUCUCUCCCAAUAUUAGCGAUACGCAGAGUCCAGAAAUGAUGGUGGAGUCCCUGUAUUCUUCUGUUAUAAAUGCAAUAGACAACAGGCGUAUGCAGGAUACAAAAAGUAAAGCAAAAGAUGACAGUGUUGAAAAUGCUUCUUUAAAAAUUUGUCUGGAGAAAUGUAAAAUGGUUGCCCAGGAAUCACAAGCUAACUUGAGGAAUUUCAAGGAAGAGCUUUGCCAUUUGAGGAAGCAUGUACAAAGAGAGCAGAGUGAAUUUGCAAAUGCUGUUAAGACUGUUUCUGCUGAAGUUCUCGAUAUGAUUGAACGCGCCAAGGUUUCUCUUGAAACCGCCUUAAAAGCAAAACAUUUGGAGGAAUUGCAGCUUUUGGAGGAAUCAUAUGAGAAGCAACUUCACGUAUCAAAACAAGAUCGUGAAGUGAAUGAGGAAACCAUUGCCAAGUUGAAACAUGACAUUGCUGCCCUAAAAGAGGAUUUGCAGAGUAAGGAUAAUGAAUUUGCUGCAAUCAGAAGGGAAAAUGAAACCUUCCUUUGUUUACAGAGUGAAAAGGAUGAAAAAGUUAUCCGCCUUGAAAGUGCCAUGAGGGAGCAGACGUGUGAAGUUCAGAAGCUGAAACAGUCUCGAGAAGCGGCGCUUGAGGAUUUUAAGAAGAUUCAUGCCGAGAAUGAAGAAAAACUCUGGCUACUUAAGGAGGAGUUCGCGAUUUUGGAACAAACACAUUUGAAAGAGUUAGAAGAAAAUUUAAAGCUCCAGCAUGCACAAGAACUUGAAGGUAUAAAAGCAGAACAUAAAUGUGGGUUAGAAAAGUUAAAGAACGAUACUAAGCUCACGAUUGACCAAUUGCAGGAGUCUUCAGCAGCCUCGGCUCAGGAGAAGGAAUCUCAGCUGCAAGAAUUAAAUUGUAGACUUUCAGAACUGUCCACAGUUCGAUGUAAAUUGGAGGUUGAGUUAGCAAUUAAAGAAGGAGAAAUAGAAGAAAUGAAGUUAAUCCUGAAGGAAAGUAAAAUGCAACAACAGGAUGACCUAAAAUGUCAACUUGAUGAGAAGACAGAAACCCUGAAGAAAGAGAUUGAAAAACUGAAUAGCUUGAUCCAAAUUCAGAAAGAGGAGCAUGAGCUAGGGCUUGCCCAACUUAAAACACUAUUGACAGCUGAAAAAAAUCAGUGCAUUUCAGAGCUUUUAGAAAGGCAUGGCGUCGAAGCCAGCUCAUUGCAAAGAGACAUUAGCCAUUUAACGUCUGUCCAUCAAAAAGCUCUAGAAACAGAGAGCAGGCUCCAGGAAGAGAUAAGUGUCCUACGUCGCCAACUGGAUAGUAGUUUGAAAGCACUUGAAGAUCAUGAGAGGUCUUUGAAGGAGCAGAAAGACAGUUAUGAAUCAUCCAUUCGGAAACUUGAGGAAGAGCGAGAUCAAAUUUUCAGCUCACAAAAGCUAGAAAGAGAAUCGCCUGCACAGAAGUGUGCGUCUGAUAAAGAGGAAUGUGCGCGCCCUGCCCUUAAAGACUUUGACAUAAACAGGCAAUCUGCUGAAAAAGAACUUUUAGAAAAAAUUCAACUCCUUGAGCAGGAGUUAAGCAAGAGUUCUUCUGGGUUUGCACAUAGUCUGGUUUGUGAGCUUCAGGAAAAGCUUCAGCAGGAGAAACAGCUAAUUUCUGAGCAACUUGACCAGCUGGAUAGGGAAAAAACUGAAGAAUUGCAGAACCUCAGGAUCUCCCUUAUAGCAGAACAACAGACAAACUUUAACACUGUUUUAACAAGAGAGAGACUUAAAAAAGAAAAUAUAAUUAGUGAACUGAGUGAGAAGCUGAAGAGUGUCACACAGCAGCAGGAAAGAGAUAAAGAUCUAAUUGAAACACUAUCUGAAGACCGAGCGCGUUUGCUCGAGGAGAAGAAGAGACUUGAUGAUGAACUCGGCAAGCUAAGGAGUUUUGUGUCUUCAGCUCACACAGUUCCUGCCUCUGAGCCUAGUGGAGCUUUUGUGCCUGAACCUCCUUCUGAAGAUGAAGACAGGAUGGAGCACGCUUUAGAAAUCAGCAUGACAGCUGUUCAUGAUAUUACAUUGUCAGAGGAGAAACAAAAGAUUAUUCUGCUGGAGAGAACAUUGCAGCAAAAAGAAGAGGAAAAUAAGCGACUAAACCAGAGAUUGAUGUCACAGAGCAUGUCAUCCGUUUCUGCUAGACAUUCUGAGAAAAUAGCAAUUCGAGACUUCCAGGUUGGGGACUUGGUACUUAUUAUCUUGGAUGAGCGUCAUGACAAUUAUGUGCUAUUUACUGUCAGCCCAACGUUGUAUUUCUUGCAUUCAGAAUCACUUUCAGCAUUAGAUCUUAAGCCAGGUGAGUGUGCUUCUGGUUCCUCUAGAAGACCCUGGGUACUUGGUAAAGUGAUGGAAAAGGAAUAUUGCCAAGCAAAAAAGGCUCAAAAUCGAUUUAAGGUUCCCCUGGGUACAAAAUUUUAUCGCGUGAAAGCAGUGCCAUGGAACAAGAAGGUUUAAACUGCCCCCCUAUAUUACUGUCACACAUUUAUACCCUGUUUUACUCAUAUCUAUCCAUAACAUAAACAUCUACUCGCCCGUUUUCUACGAAGAUUGGAAUUCAGGACCUUAAUGGUGUUGUAUAAUGAUUUCAUUUUCAGGUUUUAGGUUUAAGAAAUGUAAAUCUUACAUGAGAGGGUUCAUUAUAUCUUGCCAGUUUUUUUUUUUUUUGUUUUGUUUGUUUUUUAAUCCAAACUCCAUAGAAAUGCGGACCAAGACGUGUUUGUUCUUUCAAAGGGCAGGUGAUAUGGAUAUUUUUUUUUUUUACAUUUUUAUUUUAGCCAUACUUUCGGCCUGAUAAAUAUAAAUGAGCUUGUACUUAGAUGUUAAAUGUUAGUUAUACCAUUAUUACCAGCAUUUGUCUCUUUGUGAAACACAUUUAUCUAAAGUACUGGCACUCUUCAACACGUCCUUUAUAACCCUUGUAAUUUUUCCAACAAAAGGGAAGUGUGUAUGGCAUGCAGAUAAUCACCAUUUUAUUUACUAUGAGUUUGCCUCCGUAAAAAAAUAAAAUAAAAUAAAAAUAAUAAUAAUAAUAAAAAAAUGGGGAAAAAAAAGUAUGAUAUAUAUUGGAAUUUGACUAUUUACCUAAAAUGUGGCUUGGUAAUAUCAUAAGGAAAUUAAAAAAAGAAAGAAAAAAAAUAUAUAUUGCCUGGUUAACGCAGCUUUCCAAUGCACUUUUGGUUGAUUUUUUUAGGACAUUUUGAAGGGAAGAAUGUAUACAGCACUACACAGCAUAAACCAUACUAAAGCAACCCCGGCCAUAUGGAAAUCCUUUGUUAUGUUAAAUAGAUCAUAUUGAUAAAAUUUUAUUUUAUGGUUGAGUUUCAGGCAAAAGAACUUCAUUGUACAUUAACCAUACUCAAGUAACAAAAUUAUUGUAUUGCAAAGACAUGUAGAGUUUUAAAACAAUAAAGAUUUGAAACUGUAAAUGUUUGAAAAUCUGUCUUUUAAAAAAAAAUGUAUACUGUACAUAUAAUAAUACACAAUAUUAUUGUGCAUAAUUUUAUUCAUGCAUCUAAGUUAUGUGAAAUGUUAUGCUCUAGUAAUGUUUUCCAAUAAAACAAGGGAAAAAUUG